GUACCGCUUGGAUAUUAAUGUUUGAUGCGGACGUUAUCUUUAGUUAUGUGCCUGGUGUUUUUUAGUCGCACCGCUACGCUGUAUCGUAUUCUCAAACACCCAACCGUUGAAUCGGCGCGUUUGUUUCUCGAAAGGAAAAUUCGAAUUGGAAAGAAAAACCUCGUUAGCUUCUACACUGCUAAUUAGUAGAAAACUUUUUAUCUCAGCUUAUUAGAUAUUUACUUCUUCAGCUAUGCUAUUUUUGCCAACUGAAAAAAUAGAACACUUCAAAGUAUCAGGCCGAAACGAAUGCAAAUUAUAACUUUGUUUCGAAACAACGUUCUAAACAAAAUUGUCCCCAGGUUGCGCGCGCUCGUUCGAACGCAAGAAGUCGUCAUCGCAAUUAUGACGAAUUAGUGUGUUGUGCUGAUCAAGUCUGUAUAAUAGUUUCUGCACCUUUCUUAGUGUGAAAAGUGCAUUUAGAACUUCGGCAUUUACCACCGUUGUCAAAGAUAAUCCUCAGCGAGAUUGAUAAGACGGAGUGCAUUGUCUGCGAGAUGUCGGGUUUUUUUCCAUCUAUUGAUAGCGUGGGAAAAAGUUCUCUUGUUGCCGCCAAGCGUAUUUACUCGGCGCUGGAUUAUCUGGAAGCUGCCAACAAUGGUCGCUCGGGGAAAAAAAGGCCAGGACACAAAAAGAGUAAGAAGCUGAAUCCGCAUUCUACAAAUCAAGAACCUCACCAGAAAGCCGAAAGAACGAAAGAAUAUUCUCGCCAGCUGAAAUCGCGAAAAGAAAGAGCCAAAGUUGCGCGAGAGGAAACCUUAGCUGAGCGUAAAAAUCAAGAAGAACUUAGAGAGAAAGGGCUUUGUGAAAAGAGGAGAUUAAACCAGUUGUUUUCAGUUUACGCUGCACAGCAAGGCCCGUCAUACAGGGACAGCGCAAAAGUGGUGAAACCAAAGUUCCCAGUUUUGUUGAAGAGUACAAAGAGCAGCGCGGUUUUUCGAGAGAAAAAUCCAUAUCCUAAUAGUCCACUUCCGAAUUUAUCCUCAGUCAGUAGACUGGACGAAGAUUCGCAGGAGUAACUGCUCAAUGUAGAGGACUUGCUUAUUAGGAAAAUUUUAGAAUAACUUUUGAGUACUACCGCGAGUUUACUUGUGCUUGUAGCUUUUAGGGGCGUGUUUACGAAUUUGCUUUGUCGAUGUACAUAACGACAGACGUCUGUCUCACAGAAGGUUGAGUUCCUUGUAAAUUUACAUGCUCGAUUAAUAUUGUUUGUGUAAAUAUUCAUUUUAUGUAACUGCUUUCCACAGCUUUGUUGUAAAUGCGAGAAUUAAAUAUGUAUCUAUGCAUUUGAGUUGCUCAGUUUA
This is a messenger RNA of Orbicella faveolata, 1343 nucleotides long. RefSeq lists its product as uncharacterized. NCBI's taxonomy places the organism in Eukaryota, Metazoa, Cnidaria, Anthozoa, Scleractinia, Merulinidae. The record is from RefSeq and is a predicted model, not a curated record.